AUGCGAUGUAUCUCUCGUAAAGUGGAUAAGGAAUUGAAAGAGAACUCGAAGCUUUCUCUCUGCCGUAAUGCCCUUCUCAAUCGAGCACAGGAAACUUUUGUUAACAAAACAUGGGAGGAUGAACGAAAUGUGAAGGUCAAAGAAAUCGAAGAGGAAGAAGAUCCCAAGAAGAAACUGCAGAUGGAACUCGAUCUUCAGGAAGCUGACAACAAGUUCCGACGGCGAAAGUUUGGAAAUAUCACAUUUAUCGGACAAUUAUAUCGUCAAUCGUUGCUAUCGACAAAGAUUGUUCAAUGGUGCUUGUUCGACUUGAUCAAACAUUCACAUCGAAAUCCUGAUACGGGGAAACUCCCUGAGCCUCCUUACGAUGAGGAAUCCCUCCAAUGUGCUAUUCAACUUAUUGAAAGCCUUGGAAAACAAUUAGAUCUAUCUACACCUGAAUUUAACGGCAAAGAAUACUUAGAUCAGACGUUGAAACAUCUAGAAUGUAUAUCUGGCAUGUGCAGCAACAAAAUUAGGUUUAUGAUAAUGAAUGUCAUUGAACUGCGACAAAACCGAUGGAUUCCUCGAAAAGGAGUCGAUCAAGGACCGAAGAAAAUUGCUGAAAUUCACAAUGAGAUCAAACGUGAACAAAUGGAAAAUCAAAUGCAACGAGAUCAAUAUGACCGAAAGCUGCGAACCGGCGGAAGUACUUCUCAACAUGGCCGAAAUCCACCUGUUGCGCGAAGCUCGCUCGACAACCGAUUUGGACCUAAAGGAGGAGAUCGCCGUUCAAUUGCAGCUUCAAAGUCCAAGCAGACCCCAUCAAGUGUUCAACCCAAGAACGUCAGUUUGUUAUUGAAG
Molecule: messenger RNA, 843 nt
Organism: Strongylus vulgaris
Lineage: Eukaryota; Metazoa; Nematoda; Chromadorea; Rhabditida; Strongylidae
Source: the annotation of a GenBank genome assembly